Chionomys nivalis (European snow vole) is the source of this 11905-nucleotide messenger RNA. RefSeq names its product protein LSM14 homolog A-like. Bases 9199 to 10311 code for a protein of 370 amino acids. Gene Ontology annotation, cellular component: P-body. Lineage: Eukaryota; Metazoa; Chordata; Mammalia; Rodentia; Cricetidae. The transcript has 18 exons. The record is from RefSeq and is a predicted model, not a curated record. Gene Ontology annotation, biological process: cytoplasmic stress granule assembly; P-body assembly. Gene Ontology annotation, molecular function: mRNA binding.
AGCAUUGCGGUUGUCAUAGAAACCGGGGUCAUUAUGGCGACCAUUUUCAAAUGGCGACCGGGCCCUGUCGUGGAAAGGAGCAUUCAGUUCCUGGUGUUUGGACUGAGUUGAGCUUAUGGAUUCCCGGAGGGUCUGGGUCAUUGGCUGUGCACACACAACCACAGACAGUACAACAGCAGCCUCCAGUCCCUUGUUGCUGACCUUUGAGGACGCUGGGCAUCUAAGGAUGUGUUCCUACAAGGCAUCACAGAUCCGCUGCUGGUCACAUGGAUGGGAAGAGAAAAGGAAAUGACUCACCUGGGAAGUAUGUGCACCACAUGAGUGAGUACCUACUGCCCACAGAGGGCACCAGAGUUUGAGAUCUUUCGGAACUGGAGUUACAGACAGUUGUGAACCAUCGGGAAGACAUCCGCAGCCUGUGUGAUGGCAUCCCGCUCCAGAAGGUGCCAGCCACUCACAGUCCAGCCUGAGUCCUCAAAGCCUGGGCUACCUGGUAGACAACCAGAGGCCUGCCCAGAGCUACAAGGCUUCCAUUACGAUGAACAAAAUGUGUGGUGGAGGAACGGGGGAGAAAGAGUAGCAGGAUGGUUCAUGUGCUGUGAAAAGAGGCGGAAUAGACUGUGGUGAGGAGCAGGCUGAGCUGGGUGGACUUCUUGCCGUUCACGGUCAUGGCGUCAUCAGGGCCGAGGUUGCUAUCAAAGAUCAUUUCUGGGUCUCUGGACUUAUUGCAGCUUGGGUCUGUGUUAAUAUUCAUGGUCCAAGCUGCCACCAAAGGGCACACAGGAGCCUGGAGUCUGGGCUGUAUCCUCUGGCCUUGUUGGCAUCUGAGGGCUGUGUUGCCACUGGAGUGACACUGAUCUGACAGACCCAAGCUGCCACCGGGGCCAUGGUGUUGUCCAUGCCCGAACUGCUGACAAGGGCCAUACCUGUGACCCAGCAGCAGCCAGGGUCUUUGUCUUCCAUGCCUCCUGUUACCAUUGAAGGCCAUGUGGAUGCCCAAGGUGUGGGUCACCACCUGAGGUCACGUUGGUGGCCAAGGGCUUUGCUGCAGCUGGGGCCAUCCUGGUCUGUGUGGUCUGUGCUGUCACCUGGGAAUUGCUGACAUCAAGGACGAGUUGCUGCCAGGAUCAUGUCUGGGUCCAUGGUCCUACCAGAGCUAGGGUCUGUGUUUAUGUUUGUGGCCCAUGUUGCUACACGGGGUUUUAAAAACCAUGCAUGAUGAUAUCCAAGGUCCAGGCUGAGCUGGUUCUGCCCUUUGGUGGGCAUUGUGUCAAGAGAGCUGGCCCUGACCUUCACAGGAGAGCUGGUCCCACCCCUCACCCCGGGCAUGGGAAAACUGGCCCUGGUGGCAUGGGCAUAGGUGAGCUGGCUGCGACCCUAUCCUAAGGCAGGCAGCCCCUGUGGCCUGACCUGAUCAGCUCAGCUACCACCCAGGCCCGUAUUCUGGUUCUUGGCUUGGCCCAUCCUAACAUCUACACCAUCUAAGGCCUACUGGAAUGCUGGAAUUGACUGGUCUUUUGGAACAAUACCUGCAUGAUCUCUGUUACUUGGGGUGAUUGCAGGAUAUCCUAAAAGAGUUUUGUUGAGGGUCCCAUGAUGAUAGUGUACCAGAAAUAGAAUCCAUGAAUGAGUUCAAUGACUCAUUACAAUGAAUGUUUAUAAGUAAAUAUGAUGGACAAAAUGGAAUACUGUGUGACUCACUUUAUAUGUAGAUCGUAUUAAAGUGUAAUAGAAGCCCUAGUACUGCUUCUGAUGACUUCAGUUGGAUCCUCAGGACCCACAUUGUGGAAACAGAAAAAUGACUCCUUCGUGUUGUCCUUUGACCUCUACAAGUACACUGUAGAUCAUAUAUGGCCUUGCCAGACACAGAAAAUAGGCAGAUAAAUAAAUGUAAAAAAUGUAAAUGGACAUAACUUACCAAAAACAAAACAAAAAGCCAAAAAAUGAUGUCUUAUUGCUGACUGAAAUAGAAUCUGAAAUGAUUGCUUUUUUCAAGACAUGUAUCUGAAACAAGCAUUAAAAUGUUAGCUUGAACACUUAAAAAGAAGUAAACACAUACCAUUCAGGAAUGAAUAAUUAGAAAUCUAGAAUUAUAAUCUUAACGUUUAAGAAAGAACUAAAACUAAAAUGGAAUAAAACUAUUUUAAAACAUGCAAUAAUGUUAUAUCUAAAAUUCAUUAGGAAAAUACUAAUCUUUCAUACUUAUAUUUCAUUCACACAGCAAAAUAUGGAUUGAAGGAAAACUACAAGAAGGUAUAAAAACCGAUUAAUAAUUGCAGCUGAAUGCAAAAUAGUUUUCUCAAUGCAACAACAAUCAUGGGAAAAUAAUUUAUUAAAUGAGAGGCCCUGCAUAACCUAACCUCAAGAGCAUAUCCCCUGGGAAGACAUAUGGAACUCUUAAGUCUGAUAUAAUCUUUUUUGUUGAAAGCAUGGAUUACCCUGUGAUGGGAACUUUAUUUGAUACGUAAUCCAGUUUGCCCUGAUUUCCUUAUCAGCAUUUACUGGUUACUAUUGACAGUCUGAAACAAAUGAGAGAAAUGUCCCAGAGACAAGUCCAUGGCCAUCGUCACAGGAAUCUCACUCAAACCACAUAAUUUAGUAGGUCUCACCAUCCCGUGUGUGGUUAGAGAUGAAUCUGUUGUAACGUGGUUGUACCCCUUGAAGUCUCAGUAAACACUAGGGAGCUAGGAGAGUGAGAGUGAGAGUUGUCGUGUGUGUGUGUGUGUGUGUGUGUGUGUGUGUGUGUGUACAGAAAUUCCUCGGCAGAGGCUGGUCUGCAAAGACUGAUUGUUGACUCUUAGACAUGCAGUGAUAUGGAGAUGGUGGAAGUCGCACUCCCAGGGCCUAAUUACAAUUUCCUUGUGUUCUCUUGAGCCCAUGAGUCCCAGUCCUUGGGCCCCCUGUGUUGGACUUACCUAACACCUUGUCACUAACAGAUGGCGUUGGACCUGACAUUUAAAAUAUCAGAAUAUGUCUCCUUAACAAAGCUCUAAGUUUCUACAAGUCAAAGGACUGCAUGUUAUCACAUAGCAGCUAGUGCCUGUAGCUGAGGUUUCUCUGCUUUACCAUAAUAGUCUACGUAAUAUCAUCACCAGUGUACUUAAGGAGAGUCUAUAGUUUCUUCAUUGUUACUAUAAAAACUUCAUGAAACUGUUUCCACAUUGUAACAUGCAAUUUGUACUAACAUAAACCUGUCUCACUCAUGUUUACUCACAGAUAUUUGACUUCAGAGUUAACUCUCUUCUUCCUUUGAAGUGAGAGCUGUGUGUUCACACUGACAUUUGUUAGUGUGUGUUGUGUAUAUGCUCGUGCAUGUGCAAAUAUGUCCCUGGAUAUAUAUUGUGAAGGUUAGUUAAUCACUUACUGCUGUGAUAGGCUAUGUGUUAUAAUUCUCCUGGUCCUCUUCAAUGGUGACCUGGUGUUUAGUAUACUGCUUACUUAUCUCCAUAGUUCUUUACUCAUGUGCUGACUUAUAUCAGUAUGGCUCAACACCCCUUUUCCCAAACUGUUUUCCUCUACUGCUGUUCUCUAUUUCCAUGCUCCAUUUGUUCCAGUAUUGGCCAGAGAAAUCCAUUUAAGAUGGCAUCAAUGUUCAUCUGGUGCCUCAGGAGAAUUUCCCUAGUCUAAGCAUUGCAUGCUCUGAGCCCCUGUAUGGAAAGGAAGUAAUGAUGCCCAGCUCAAUGAAUCAUUUUGAGUGCUUGAAUGGAGAGAAAACAAAACUGUGUAUUUAUAUGGUUGGCCGAUUUCCCUUGCCUCCUUCAAGCUCCCCUGGAGGGCUCUGGCAUGAAAGUAGGGACCUGAGUGCACACAGAGAGGGAGAGUUCUUGCCAGGGGAAUGGUAAACGUACAAGCUCACAUUCCCAGUAUGUGUCUGCAGGCACAGGUAUCACUGCGUGUGCUCAGGGUGGUGUGAUGACCUGGGAGGAGGAAAAACAUCAUUGUGUACCUUCCACUGAUGUCGUCUGCACAGACAAGGCACCGUCAUUCCAUCCCCUGGGAUUUACGUGCUUUCUCAUCCUGGUUUCCUCUGUUUCAUGAGUUUUCUUUUCCCUUAUGCUACCUUCUAGUGUAAAGGCAAAGGGUUUAAUCUCUGCAUCCCAGAAGCAGGAGUUCGUAGAGAAGAACCCGGUGUGCUGUGAUGUCUGCCAGACAGAAAAGGUGAAGAGAACAUUGGGACAUUAAGGGUGACUCAGUAAGGAAAAGUGCUUGCUUCGAAGCAAGAUUGAUGAUCUGAGUUUGGAUCUCAGAACCCAUGUAAAAGCCAGGUGUGGUGCUGACAUCUGUAAUCCCAGGAUUCCUACAGCAACAUGGGAGGGCAUUGUCUUCAUUUAUCAACCAUUACUUGGAAGAGCAUACAACUGACACUUGAUGGACGUCCUAACAACAAGCUUCUCAACUUAUGAAAAGAGGCAAAGAAGGUCUCACCCAAGCCUCAUUCAAGAGAUUCACUAAGAGAGAGGAAUCCAGGAGGUGGCUGCCCCUGGAAGAGUGGGAAAGGCAGCUCCCAACUGAACAGGAUCAGGGUGUGCUGCUUUGGACAGAAAGGGGUGUUGUUUCCCCUAGAAACAGAUAUGCACUCCAUUGUGGGCCACCAAGUGAGUGCUGAGAACCCAGCCCAGGUCUUCUGUAAGAGCAGCAAGUCCUCUUAACCAUGGGCCAUCUCUGAAGUCCAAGUCACCAAAUAUUAAAUGUAAUUAGUAUUUUUCUACUUUCAAUAGACAUCUUCUUAUACUCAGGUAGGUCCAAGUUUCAUUAUUAUUUACCAAUCCAGAAGGUUUCAUUUCUAUGUUACUCAGGUUCUCAGUCCCAACCACUGCCUUACCCUGUCUUCAGGAAAAUACAACAAUCUGCCAUUAUCAACCAAUUUGUAUACACUGCAAUGUGUUAGAAUAGAACCAGAGUUUAGAGACAUCUGGUCUUCAUUCAUCGUGCACAUAUGUUUAAAUUUAUCUAUUUUGUUGCCAGUGAUAAUUGUUCAUUCUUAAUAUUAAUGCUGUAGCAAUGUAUAGCUACACUACAAGUUUUAUAAUUUAGUUUUAUUUUAUGUGUAUAUGUUUGCCUACAUAUAGAUAUAAGGAUCACAUGCAUGCCUGGUGUCCAUGGAGGCCAAGAGAGGGUAUUGGAUCCCUUUGCACUGAAGUUACAGAUAGUUGGGACUGCCAUGCCGGUUUUGGGAAUUGAAUGUCUUUAUCAGUUGGCUAUUAUUUAGGUUGUUUUCUAUUUCAAUGUCUUGUAUAUAAAGCUGGUGUGAACUGAAAUAAAUAAGUCUUUAAAAGAAUAUAUGUCCUCUUUCUCCAGGUAAUAUAUUUGGGGAUGUGAUGGCCAUAUGACAAUUAUCAUAUCAAUAAACUGGGAAAGAUUUUUCCAAGUCUAUGUCCUGUUUUCCAUGGCCACCAGCAGUGGGUAUGGGAGAGUCAUCGUUCAUAAAUUUGCCAGGUCUCCAUAUGAAAACUCUUUAUUUUUGAAUAUUUGUGGGGGUGUCGAGAGUCCCCUCAGAGUCACCUCUCUCUCUUCCCUAAGUGUUAAGCAUGUUGAUGCUGUAUGUUUCUCUUAAUGGAGCAUCUACUCACCAUUCUGGCCAAGUUUUAGUUCCUGAAUUGUCUAUUUUCUUAGUGGCUCUUUUUGAGGUUUUCUGUAUUCUGGAAACAAGAAGACUGUCAUCUAAUACACAAUUUCCAACAUUCAUUUUCCCAGGUAGGAAAAAUAUGUUUCUAUCAUAUAUUUGGAAGAGUGGACAUUUUCUCACUUUAUGGAAUUCUUAACUAUCCAGUUUUUCAUUUAAUGAAAGGGGGUUUGUUGCAUCUAAGAAGUUUGUCUGCAAUUCAUGAACCUGAACAUUCAAUUGUUUUCUGCUACAAGAUUCAUGUUGAGGUUGUAUUUUGGAUCAAUUAUGUGUUAGAUUUAUUUUUAUUACUUACUGAGUGUUUGCCUGUAUGUCUGUGUGUGCCAUAUGUGCAUAUGAGUGCAGAUGUCCACUGAGACCAGGAAAGACUGCCAAUUCCUCUGGAUCGGGAGUUCUAGGCGACUGUGGAGCACCAUAUGGAUGCUGGAAACUAACGUCAGGUCCUCUGCAAUAGCCAAAGGCACGCUUAACCUCAGAGAUGUCUCUCUAGUCCUGUGUAGAUCAUUUGUUCAUUCUGAAUUGACUUUUGUAUCCUGCGAUAUACAACUUGUCUAUAUUUAUAUUUGUGCAUGGGGACAUCCACUUGUCCCACAAUAAGACAGAAGGACAGGGCAUUGAAGGGGCUAUGAGAGGGGAAUACACAGCUCCUCACCCUGUAAUCUAGUUUGUAUUUUUGUAACUGACAGUCAAGAAACCUCAACCCAACUGAUAGAGCUGAAAUGAUCUACAGAUAUAAGGCAGCUUUUCCUAAGACAUCUCAAAAAAAGUUUUAAAAUAACAAAAAAUAAACUAGGGCCUGAAGAGAUGGCUCAUGUUUUAUAAUCACUGGAUGUCUUCCAGAGGAUCCAGGGUUGAUACUCAGCACCUACCCGAUGGUUCACAACUGUCUGUAACUCCAGUUCCGAAAGAUCUCAAACUCUGGUGCCCUCCGUGGCCAGUAGGUACUCACUCAUGUGGUGCACAGACUUCCCUGUGGAAAAACAUUAAACAAAUAAAAAUUAAUUAAUUAAUUGUGCUUACUUACGACAAGUAUACUUGUAGAAUCACAUAUUCACCUUACAAUUUAAUUUACUAAAAGAAAUUUUAAAAGGGAUAAAAACAUUUCAAAAGAUUAUUUUUUUCAUUUUUGACUUUUAAAUAAUGUAAUGUAUAUUAUUCCUAAUGGGAAAACAGAACCCAUUUAAAGACUCAAAGUAUUCUUACAUGUAAUUUUAAAACAAUGUAACUUUGAGAGCCAUAAAAAUCUUCACAUUUCUCACUCUCCUGCCCUCCUCACACACCCUUUGUACUGACACCUAAUCUCAAGACUCUCUUUAGUCCACACUCAGUACUUCAUGCAUGAGCUAUCCCUAUUCUAUGUGAGCUACUGUCCAAAGGAUUAAUAAGCUCACAAGGUUUGCUUCAUCCUGGUUUUUCCUGAAAUUCUUUUCUGCAGCCUAAUCAUCGAUCCAGCUUCACCAGGGUCAAGGUCAUCAAAGGGAGAGGGUCUACCUCAGGCUGCUGGUCACAGUGCUGGGCUGUACCUACCUUCCACUACAGGGAGUCCCAGAAAAACUCGGUGAAGAGCAUAUGCCUGCUUCUCUGAGUGUCUUUGUGUCUUUGCUAAAGGUGUCCCCUCGCACAUGUGUGACUCUUCUGUCCCCUUCAUAUUCUUUUCUGUCUUAUUGUCAUUACCAAUCAGGGACACUGCCUUCAUUUCUCUAGGUUUAUAAGGAGUUUGGAAGUCAGGUGUUCAUCCUCCAAGUUUGUUCCUUUUCAAGGUUGUUUUCAAGCUGGGGUUCGUCAUAAUCACUGUUACUUUCAGACUCAGCCUUUAGUUUAUGUAAAGUCUGUUGAGUUGUUUGGUAUUGCACUGAAACUAUAGCUCUGUUUGAGGAGAGCAGACUCCUGUAUCUUCCAUUGCAUGAAUAUGAUUGCAUCGUGAACUCUAACUGGUCUUAAUAAUAAAAUAUGGUGUCAGAUAUUAGGGGGUGAAAGGUGAAAGAUCAGCAGAAAGGAGCAGCCAGCCUCUAGUUCUUUCCUCUAUGAUAUUCUCAGACCAAAUGAAGUAUCCUGUCUCUACAAGACCUCAGACUGAAUGCCUGGAUCUCCUAUCUCCUCCCACCUUAUAUUCCUCUCUUGGCCCAGCCAUAUCCCUUUCAGUCUCCACCUCCCUAGUGCUGGGACUAACGGUGUGUGACACCAAAGCACUUUGAUGAAAGAUGUGAGCCACCACUGCCUGACUCUGUUUCUCUUUUAGACUGGAUCAAUCUAAUAUAGCCCAGGAUGGCCUUGAACUCACAGAGUUCUGAUUCUUGAGUGUUGGGAAAGGUGAGUGCCAACACUCACUGUCCUCUAUGGCUAACUAGUGGCUCUCUGAACACACUGAUCCUUAUGCAAGUUUUAUUAUCAUGGAACAAACAAAAUAUCACCACAGUCGAUGAAUCUAUACAUCUUUACUCUCCCUCAGCAAUGGUUUGUCCCAUUUAGUGUCUAGGCACUACAGAGAAGCGGGCAGAGUUUUCCUAAUUAUUUCAUAUUUCCUGAUGCUAUCUUCAGUGACAGGGAUUUUAAAUUUCAACUUCCACACAUUUCACUGUGGUCAGCUGUCUGUGGGUAGAUUUUAAGAGAAGCUCUCUUUUAGGUUGAAAUGUUAGGUUUCUUUCUCUAUAAUGAAAAUGUCCUUGGUGCUAACAUAUAUAUAUACUUGCUUGUGUUUCAAUUCCAGUACUUUGAAGUUGCAAGUAAUUUAGCUAAUUAUGAUAAAAGAAAGAAAUGCCCAACACCCACUUUGGGGGAAAUUUUCUAAGGCAGCCACAUGCCAAACGUUUGCCCAAAUGGAAUCUUUGGAAUCAUAGAGAUAGUCCUUUACCUCCCAGCCAGCUCCAUCAUGGAGGUGUUGAUAUCACGUGUAGAGAGAAAGAAGGGGAUUCCUGUGAAGAUUUAGGUGUGUAUGUGUAACUCCAGUAAGGUUCGUAUUAUCAAGAAUAUUUAGAUAGUCAUUUUCAUAACAUCUAAUAUAAUUUUCGAACACAAAAAGGACAAGGUUAGUACUCGUGUGUUUCCCUGUUGUUUUCCCAUCAGUCACGCAUAUUUUAACAGUGUCUGCUGUGGACUGUGUACAGAGUGGGUGUUUUAUGGAUGGUUCUUGCCAUGUUGAUUAUUAUCAUGACACCUGCUAAGUGUUGCUCUGGUACCUACCUCCCUGUGCAGUUACUAGUCUACAAGCAUUGCUUGUCUUUGAGUAAAGUUUCACUUCUUUCUCUUUUGCUUGUUAAUGUAUUCACUCAUACGUUUGUGUCUGCUUAGAAACACCCAUUUUCAAAGGAGUACUCCUUUGUCAUCAUUAUAUAUUGUGAUGCUUAAAUUAUCCCAUAACGUGCUCGUGUGAGGACACACAUUCAAGUGGACCUGCUCUUCAUUUGUUAUCUGCCUAGAAUUCUGGAUUAUCUGACCACCCCUGGAAGAAAGUCACCAGCAAAUGCUUCUUGUCAGUGACACUUUGUGUCCUCUGUCUAUCAAUGUCAGGUCUCUUCUAUGAGAAGAACAGGAGGACUGCAGAGAGAAGACGCAGAAGGUUGACAAGAAGCUGACAUAUGCCCUUGUUUCCAAACAGGGAGAAAACUGCAAACUCUCCCUGCAGAACCAGCUCCUGGAGAAGAACCAAGUGUGGUGUGGUCUUGUCAGCCUGUAACCUGAGCAAGAGUUAUAAGAUUAUGUGGAAUUCAUCAGCUGAAAACUCCUUGACAUCCUUUGGAACAGAAACAUCAAAUAGCAGUACCUUAUUCCAGAGCAGCGCAGUUGGUUCUGCCUUCACACAAGAUACAAGAUCUGUAAAACCACAGCUAGCCCAAGGUCGAUCAAGCCCUCCGUUAGACCCUUUGAGAAAAAGUCCAACCAUGGAACAAGCAGUACAGACCGCCUCGGCCCACUUACCUGCUCCAGCACCUGUUGGGAGAAGGAGCCCUGUACCAACCAGGCCUUUGCCAUCUACCAGCCAGAAAGCAAUAGACAACCAAGAGCACAGGCAAGCUGAAGUACACAAAGUCCCAAGGCCAGAAAAUGAGCAGCUCAGAAAUGAUAGCAAGAGGCAAAUAGUUCCAGGUGUUCCUUCUGUUCCCAGGAGAGGACGUGGGGGCCAUCGAGGUGGCAGGGGAAGAUUUGAUAUUCGCCGAGAUGGUCCAAUGAAAUUUGAGAAAGACUUUGACUUUGAAAGUGCAAAUGCACAAUUUAACAAGGAGGAAAUCGACAGAGAGUUUCAUAAUAAACUUAAAUUAAAAGAAGAUAAACUUGAGAAACAAGAGAAACCUGUAAAUGGUGAAGAUAAAGGAGACUCCGGAGUUGAUACACAGAACAGUGAAGGAAAUGCUGAUGAAGAAGAUCCUCUUGGGCCCAACUCCUACUACGACAAAACUAAAUCCUUCUUUGACAACAUUUCCUGUGAUGAUAAUAGAGACAGGAGACUAACGUGGGCUGAGGAGAGAAGGUUAAAUGCUGAGACGUUUGGGAUCCCACUUCAUCCUCAUCGUGGCCGUGGGGGCUACCGAGGCCGAGGGGGCCUUGGCUUCCGUGGUGGCAGGGGACGUGGCAGUGGCCGAGGAGGGACCUUCACUGCCCCUCGAGGUUUUCGUGGUGAAUUCAGAGGUGGUCGUGGGGGCAGGGAGUUUGCAGAUUUUGAAUAUAGGAAAACCACGGCUUUUGGACCCUAAAAGUUCUGGAUUGGUCAUACUGCUUUCUGAAAGAGAGACAGCAAAGUUGCUGCAUAGUCUACAAACAAGUCUUUGAAAACAGGUAGCUCCUAGCUCUUCCUGGUCUUGGAAAGUGGUUUCCGUCUUUGUGAAGAUGAAGAAGUGAAGUUGCUGUCUGUCUGUCACCAGCACUGGGUUUAUCUGUUUGUUUUUCUGCUUCAUUUCAAAGCUACACUGCAGUUGCUUUGAGCAGAAAGGCUUGACAAGAGCAUAAGUGUGUGCGGAGUAGCAGGAGGUCAUGGUCCUUGCUUAGAGUCCAACUCCAGCGAGCUGAGUGGAACUGCUAAGUGUUUUCUCAUCACUGACAGGAUUUUCUUAUCACUAAUUAAUUGUAUUCGGUGAUUACUUCAAGUUGCCUGCAGAUAGGCCGUGAUACUGUGUUUUGAGCCACAGAAGGUUGUGUGUGCAUGCGUGUGUGUAUGUGUGCGUGUCUGUAUCUUUUUCUUUUUGGAGAUCUUAUAAUAUGAGGUAGCUUAUUUCGACACUUAAUUAGGGUACUGGAUGGUAGAGAAUUUUGUCAGUCAACUAUGCACACACAGGUAAAUACUGUUUCUUCGGCAAAGGUAACUUUUUUAUGUAGUUGUAAAAUUCCAUUAUAUUCCAUUGCCAAAUAAACAUUAAGAUCUUUGUAUAGCUGUAAAAAAAGCAACUAAUUUUUUAAAUAAUAAACGUUUAAAGUCAGCAAACAUACGUGUCCUUGCAGAAGUUGGUGUGCUGAGGAGUAGGACUGUGGGUGGGUCCUUUCCCCUUGCUUUCCAGGCUUAAAAGUUUUUGAUUUAUUUUUUAAUGUUUGGAACAUAAAUGAAGAUUUGAUAAUUUUAUUCCAUUAUCUAAAAAGGAUAAAUUAUUCGUGCAUAGUGUAUUGACUUCAUUUGUAGCAAAUCAUUGAAUUUGUCCAAAAAACAGAUAUUUUCAGUGUAUGAAUAUAAAUAAUCAUAAAUGAGAAUGUACCUCGCUGUAUUUUCAAAUAAGUAACUUUCCCCCUUUGUAAGACAUUAAAACUAGGCAUCAGUUGACCUGUUCCUCCUGCUAUGCCUGGAAUUCUGUUGCAAUGACACUGACUCCUGUUUUACUUCAAGAAGAUGGAAUUUUCCGAACCGUCUUGCACCUGUAAAACAUCACUAACACAGUCUGUGGGCCUGUGACCCACUGAUGACUCCAUGUACACGUUUGUUGCUAACUGUAAAUUACUAAUAAAUCUUUUUUGAUAUUUAAGCUAUAGUGGAAAAGAUCUGGCCACUUUGUGUUUUUGACGAAGGCCAUGGAAUAAAGGGAUCCAAAGAUUUGACUACUUUUAUCUACUUUGAUUCUUGUUACUUUUGUCAUUCAGUAGUGAUAAAGGUGUGGGAAAUUGUGCUGUAGGAGAAUCAGACUAAGUGUUGUUGGAGGAGCGGGCUGUGUCCCAUCGCCUGGCUAGCUUAACCCCCGAAAUAAUCACACAGAAAUUGUAUUAAUUAAAUUACUGUUUGGCCCAUUAUCUCUAGCCUCUUAUUGGCUAACUCUCACAUCUUGGUUCAACCCAUUUCUAAUAAUCUGUAUGUCACCACGAGGUCAU